Molecule: messenger RNA, 558 nt
Organism: Cylindrotheca closterium
Lineage: Eukaryota; Bacillariophyta; Bacillariophyceae; Bacillariales; Bacillariaceae
Source: the annotation of a GenBank genome assembly
AUGAAAUCAUCACCCGCCAAAAGCACUGGUUCUGAAGCAUCACUUCAGCCACCCAACAUUAUCCUAAGGACGAGCAGCAAAUAUCAUCCAUUGAUGAUCUGUUUGCUUGUAGGUAGUACUGCUACCGUCUUAUUUCCGCUCUUCUUUGCAUUGAGGGAUGGAGACUUUCAUACAGCAUGGACGUUACUCUGGUCUGUUCUUUUCAUUGGUCUAGUCUUUAUGCUGGUGCUUCCAAAGACGGUGGACGUUCGUUCCGACGGUGUCAUUGGCAUCAAGACGAUGCUGACGACUUGGAAGUUCACGGACGUCACAAGAGCCUACGAAUCUAGCUUUUCACCUGACGAACUCAUGAUGCCCCGCAUCAAGUUUGCCACUACUUGGAAACCACCGCAUCGGGUGAUUUUGUGCCGCAAAAAUGGCAAGUGGGAUGUGCUAGUCUCACCAGAGGAUGCCAAGGAAUUUGUGGAAGCGGUCAAUAAUUUAGUCGGCAGUGAGGAAGUUGUCAAUGCCGAGACGGGGGUAAAAAAAACACCCAAGCGGGAUCUUUCCAGUCAAUAG